Messenger RNA from Synchiropus splendidus (mandarinfish), 4066 nucleotides. RefSeq names its product dynactin subunit 1-like. The transcript is spliced from 32 exons. Bases 161 to 3997 code for a protein of 1278 amino acids. Lineage: Eukaryota; Metazoa; Chordata; Actinopteri; Syngnathiformes; Callionymidae. Gene Ontology annotation, biological process: establishment of mitotic spindle orientation; nuclear migration. Gene Ontology annotation, cellular component: microtubule associated complex; spindle pole; axon. The record is from RefSeq and is a predicted model, not a curated record.
AACGCUAUCACACCGGAAGUGAGCUGUCAAACAGCGGAUUUGGCAACCUUCUGUGUAUGAUUUUUAUUAACAUACAGAAAACGGGGGUUUUGCUAUUUCACUUGUUACAUUUGGGAUUUGUGUCUUCGGUUGUGUGCUGACCAGCCCAUUGAUCAGCAAGAUGAGCAGCGGAGGAUCUGUGGAGAGUGGUAAACCUCCAAAGAUUGGCUCUGUGGUGGAAGUGACUGGAAAGGGCCAGCGUGGCACUGUGGCUUAUAUCGGUGCCACCCUCUUCGCCUCGGGGAAGUGGGUGGGCGUUAUCCUGGAUGAACCAAAAGGGAAGAACGAUGGGACCGUGCAGGGGAAGCGCUACUUCACUUGUGAGGAGAAUCACGGAAUAUUUGUCCGCCAGUCUCAGAUCCAAGUGGUUGAAGACAGUUCCAGUGCCAGCACCCCUGAAGCUCCUGAGACCACUUCCUUCAGCAGGACACCCAGGCCCAAAGAUAUUCCUGAGACUCCCAAGUCAUCCAAACAGACUCCUCUAAACAUUAAAAAGUCUUCAGUCCGCCGAUCCGGAAAGUGGACCACGCCCUCUCGCCUGACCCCUGCCACUUCCCUCCCAACCCUCCUUAUCCGCUCACCUGCUCAUCCCAACAUGCUGCUUAGGGCAUCUCGUGAGAACCUGACGUCUUCGCUGUCCGGUGAUGUCAGUGAGGCGGGCCUUUCCUCAAACCAGGGAGCCCUUGGAGCUCCGAUGGUUCCACAGCCCAGUGGGACUCCUGCGGCAGCACCAGUGGCAUCAACUGUCCCUGCAACACCCAGCAAGGUUGAACCUUCUGUUUCCAAGCAGGAGGAGGAGUCGCUGCGCGCUCAGGUCAAAGACCUGGAGGAGAAGCUGGAGACACUUAAGAUGAAGCGAACAGAGGACAAAGCCAAAUUAAAGGAGCUGGAGAAACACAAGAUCCAACUGGAGCAGCUGCAGGAGUGGAAGAACAAAAUGCAGGAGCAGCAGAAUGAACUGCAGAGGCAGCUGAAGGAGGCCAAGAAGGAAGCACGGGAGGCUCAGGAGGCUAAAGAUCGCUACAUGGAGGAGAUGUCAGACACAGCAGACGCUAUAGAAAUGGCUACACUGGACAAAGAGAUGGCAGAGGAGCGGGCAGAGUCCCUGCAAGUGGAGGUGGAGACUCUGAAGGAGAAGGUAGAGGAACUGUCCAUGGAUCUGGAAAUCAUCAGACACGAGAUCUCUGAGAAAGGUUCUGACGGAGCGGCAUCCAGUUACCAAGUCAAACAGUUGGAGGAGCAGAAUGCACGACUGAAGGAGGCGCUGGUCAGAAUGCGUGACCUCUCCGCCUCGGAGAAGCAUGAACAUGUCAAGCUUCAGAAGCAGAUGGAAAAGAAGAGCUCUGAGCUGGAGACAUUCCGUAGCCAGAAGGAGAAGCUGCAGGAGCAGUUGACACAGGCUGAGACAACCAUCGAUGAGCUGAAGGAGCAGGUGGACGCAGCUCUGGGCUCUGAAGAGAUGGUAGAGACACUGACUGAGAGGAACCUUGACCUGGAGGAGAAGGUCAGGGAGCUGAGGGAGACUGUAACAGAUCUGGAAGCAAUCAACGAGAUGAACGACGAGCUGCAGGAAAAUGCCCGCGAAACUGAGAUGGAGCUGCGGGAGCAGCUGGACCUGAGCGCAGCCAAGGUGCGGGAGGCGGAGAAGAAGGUGGAGGCAGCUCAGGAGACGGUCGCCGACUACCAGAACACUAUCAACAAAUACAGAGACCUCACUAACAGUCUCCAGGAUGCCAACAAAGAGCUUAUGAGUCAGCAGAGUGCCACGAGCGAGACGGUUCAACAACCUGCUGCUGAGCUCUUUGACUUCAAGAUCAAGUUUGCAGAGACCAAAGCGUACGCCAAGGCCAUUGAGAUGGAGCUGAGGAAGAUGGAGGUGGCACAGGCCAACAGACAGGUGUCCCUGCUCACUUCCUUCAUGCCAGACUCCUUCCUGCGUCACGGAGGAGACCAUGACUGCAUCCUGGUGCUGCUGCUCAUCCCCCGCAUCAUCUGCAAGGCAGAGCUGAUCAGCAAACAAGCUCAGGAGAAGUUCGAUCUUAACAGCUCCAUCACGCCAGGAACAGCUCUCCGGGGACCCCCUGGAGAGCAGCGCAGCUUCGCCUCUGGACUGGUCUACUCCCUCAACCUACUGCAGUCUACGCUGCAUAAAUAUGAGCAGGCCCUGAACUCGUGCAGCGUGGAGGUGUUCAAACGUAUGGGAACUCUGUACACUGAGAUGAGCUUCCACGAGCGAUCGCUGGAUUACUUCAUUGACCUACUGCACAAAGACCAACUGGACGAGACUGUCCAGGUGGAGCCACUUACCAAGGCCAUCAAGUACUAUCAGCAACUGUACAACGUCCACCUGUCAGAUCACGCUGAAGACUGCACUGUCCAGCUGGGAGACCACAUCAAGUUUACCCAGAGUGCCCUGGACUGCAUGGGUGUGGAGGUUGUUCGUCUGCGGGCGUUUUUGUCCGCUGGUCAGGAGAGUUCUGGCCUGGCGGUUCUGCUUAAGGAUCUGGACACGUCAUGCUCCGACAUCCGUCAGUUCUGCAAGAAGAUUCGCCGCAGAAUGCCAGGAACAGACGUGGUCGGCGUUCCUGCUGCCCUUAGUUUCAGCUCUGAAGUUGCUGAGACUCUGACCGAGUGCAGGAGGCAGCUGACCAGGGUGGUGGCCGUGCUGCAGGAGGUGGCUGCUGCAGGAGCUCAGAUGAUCGCUCCACUGGCUGAACAGGAAGGACUCAACGCCCUGAAAGUGGAGGACAUCGUCUGCAAAGUAGUGGAGCAGGUUUAUGGUGCUCACGGUCUGAACGCUCUGGAGAGUCUGCGUCAGUCCUGCAGCUCUGUGAUCGCGACCAUGAACAAGAUGGCUACUGCCAUGCAAGAGGGAGAGUACGACGCCGACAAACCUCAGGGCAAGAGUGCUCCUGUGGAGAUCCGAGCUGCUAGCGUCAGGGCAGAGAUGACCGAUGCAGAGGGACUGGGAGCAAAACUGGAGGACAGAGAAACAGUCAUCAAGGAGCUUAAGAAGUCUCUCAAGAUCAAGGGGGAGGAGCUGAGCGAGGCCAACGUGCGUCUGAGCCUCCUCGAGAAGAAGCUGGACACAUCCACGAAGGAUGCAGACGAGCGAGUGGAUAAGAUCCAGAGCAAACUGGAUGAAAACUUGUUGGUUUUGAAGAAGAAAGAAAAGGAGUUUGAGGAGACCAUGGACGCCCUGCAGGCUGACAUCGACCAGCUGGAGGCUGAGAAGGCAGAGCUUAAACAGCGUGUCAAUAACCAGUCUAAGAUGACCAUUGAGGGUCUGCGGGGGCCUGCCAUCGCUGGAAUUGCUUCAGUUGUUCAAGGAUCUGUCGGAGGUACAACCUCGGCCAUGUCUGGUCCUCUCCAGGUCGUGGACUCUCCUCUGCUCAGGCAGCAGGUUGAGGCUCAAAGACUCGGCAUCAAGCAUCUCAAGAAUGAGAACAACCGACUGAAGGCAGAGAAAAUCCGGGCCCAGCUGGCCUCACUGCCGCCCCUCUGCCCUGCCAAACUGCCACAGGUACCAAAGUCCCCCUCCACUCCUCCUGAAGGGCUCAACACGGGACUCUACCGCCGUACCGACCAGCUGCUGGCCACGCUGCUGAAGCUGAGCGCCGGAGUGAAGGUGGUGGAUGUGACCGGGAAGACGACAGUGAGUCCUGGUGCUCAGCUGAUGGAGCAGAUGGCUCGACUACAGAACCUCAGUGAUGCUCUGAACAAGCUCCAGGGGGAGGUAGCAGAGCACGUCAUCAGCAACCAGCCUGGAGCCAAAGCUGCUACAGACUUCGCCACAUUCCCAGUAUCCUCCUAUGUUAAGGCUAACGGAGAGAAGAAAGAGGGGACGGUGUUUGUUGGUCGUGUGGCAAUUCCCUGCACCCGAGGACAAGAACAAGUCCACCGACUCGUCCUGUCACAGCAGCAGCUGACACAAGUGCACAAGCUGCUGCUGGACUAGAGACGUCCGCCUCACACUCGACAAUUUUCACUUUCUUGUAUUGAUUAAUAAAUGGGCUCACUACGUUCU